AGCACUUCUGGGGCUCGAGAAAGUUCGACUAAGUGGGCUGGAAUGGUUCCUGCAUCAUUAGAUCUUAAACUGGUUGAGCAAGGAGAUCAAAAAUGUACGAAUCCCACUUCAUCUUCCGUGCGCGGGAGUAAGCGUAGAGGGCGUUCGAGACCGGUUUGUGUGGCAUUUAUAGGUGAAGCCAAUCCAUCGGAUGGCUGCGUCAACCAGCUUCGAGGAGUCAGACCAGCGACUCUGGGCGCCAGGGAGGCAGAAUCAGCUGCCGCUUUGGCCACUUCGCUGUCCGACGCACACCAACCAGUUAAAAUGGUCCUUUCUGUUGCCCAGGCCUCGGUUGAUGCGAACACAUCUCUUGACGACCGGAUGACACGAUCAUUUUCGCUUGUAAAUCAUGGCCCCGAACUAGCCGUCUCUGCACGGUCGCCCAAAUUGAUCUCUGCCAGUCCCGUGUUGGCGCCGCCUCCUCCGCCACCGUCAACCGUUACUGUUGCCAACUCGCUUGUGAGUGGCACCUCACGACGUUCAGCUCGCUCGGCUUGCCAUGAUUGCCCCUCUUGCUCUUGUCCAGCAUCCUCCAGGUCCAGACAUUCCACUCAGGCAGGAAGAGGCUUUGAUGCACCAUCGGGGACCCGACGCCGCAGGUCGUCUGGACGCCGGCGUGGCGAUAAGAUCAACCGUGAGCACGAUAAUCAGUGUCGAUUUUUGAAAACUGAUGCACCGGCGGUGCUGUCCCGCUCGAAAAGACGGAAACCGUCGUCUUGCUGUAACUCAAGCCUGCGUCAGAAAAAGCAAUCAAUGAUUCGUCACAAUCUUCGGAGUGCCAGUUUUCACGCCAAUAAUCGCUUUCUAGAUCACCAUACAGAUCAGGCAGAGCACCCCGAUCUGUCUUUCCACACGUCUUGUUCUCCCCAUCGCCAUGAUCGCCACCAUACCUGUCAUGAGGAACAUCGUCAUCGUCGGCGUCAGCUGAGAUCAUCCCAUCGGCACCGCCAUCGGCUCCAGCCGGCUCCCACAGCUACCUCUGCAGGUAAUGAUGGUGGUCUACAUUGGCGGGAAGAUCUCGAGACUCGUUCCACGGCUACUGCAAGCACUACCACCUACCACCAGCACUUUUAUCAACGUCAGCUGUAUGCAUAUCUAGCCACAGGAUCAACAGCCACUCCUCCAGAUUCAAUGGAUGCUGGCGGUCAGACACUGGCUGCCGCUGCUACUCCCCUUCUCAUGCGGCAGACUCCACCGAGGCCGCCCCCAGCACCUCCGCCGAGCUCUCUGGCCUCAGUUUCCCGAUCUCCUGUUUCCUUUGUCUCUUCUUCUCAUUCUUCGCCAUCUCCCGCUUCUGUCUCGUCUUCUUUAUCUUCCUCCUCGUCAUCGUCUUCUUCCUCUUCCUCUUCCUCUUCCUCAGGGACAGCCAGGUCAUUACAUUCGUCUUCCACAUCUCCAUACUCACCCCCCACAUCUCCUUCAUCCUCUUCAUCUUCCUCUUCAUCUCCAUCCCAACCUCGCUCUCCCGUUGCAUUUCCUCCUGCAAGUCGCUUUCUUGGAGGCAAAAUGGCUCCAGCAUCAAGCGUUGAAGAACCAGCCAUGCCCAAACUGUUCCCUGGUGCUCCAAAUCCUCCUGCCACCCAAAGGAAUAUUGCGACCGACUGUGAUCGCAAACAGUUAAAGUCGUCUCGUCCUCUUGUCAAUCAACCAGCUUUCCUCCAUGAACAGCAACAUCAACAGCCAUACUCGAAUCAGACGAGUCAUGUUAACUUAGCACUGCUUAACCCGAAUACUCGGUCCAGGUUCCAGUCAUAUAUUACACCUGUCUCUUCCCCUCAUUCUCCGAAAAACCAAUUACAGGAUUGUCGAUCAGACGGCUUUGAGGCUUCGACUUACAGAGACAUGCCCGCCGACCACGAGGGCAUGCCCUCGGCUAGAAAUAUAUCUUUAAACUGUUCGCAUCUACCAUCUUUCGCACUCCCGCCCUAUCUUGUUGCAGACGAAGCGGGGGAGAGCAUUCCUCAGCGGAGUAUGGAGGCAAAUACUAAAGUGGGCGAACAAAAGCACCAAAGCGAAACAACUCAGGACUCGAUCUUUCAAGAAUAG
Protopolystoma xenopodis is the source of this 2085-nucleotide messenger RNA. The record is from the annotation of a GenBank genome assembly. NCBI's taxonomy places the organism in Eukaryota, Metazoa, Platyhelminthes, Monogenea, Polystomatidea, Polystomatidae.